Molecule: messenger RNA, 1159 nt
Organism: Nerophis lumbriciformis (worm pipefish)
Lineage: Eukaryota; Metazoa; Chordata; Actinopteri; Syngnathiformes; Syngnathidae
Product: sperm microtubule associated protein 2-like
Biological process (GO): spermatogenesis
Source: RefSeq, a predicted model, not a curated record
AAAUACUUCAAUUAUUAAAUGUACUUGUAAUUAAUGACACAUUUAAGUACCGUAUUUUUGGGACUAUAAGUCGCAGUUUUUUUCAUAGUUUGGCCGGGCUCCAGUGCGACUUAUACAUGUAUAUGUUUUUUUCCUUCUUUAUUAUGCAUUUUCGGCAGGUGCGACUUAUAUUCCGAAAAAUACGGUAAUUAUUGUUUUAUGUAUGUAUUUAAUCUUGUCCAAUUCGACCUCCAUAAUAAAAGCCCAACGUCGAGUUGUUCAUUUCUUUUUCUGGUUCUUUUGUUUAAACAGUGUGCCGCAUCCUACGCUAUUAUCAUGACAACCCGCAUCCAGCAGCUGGCUCAACCCAAACCCGACCGACUUCGAUAUCCUGACCGUCGUUCUGUCCACUGGCUGGACAAAUCUCCCUCGCAGAGAAGCAAACUUCCCACUGAGAAUGAGUUAACACCUCGCUGGGCUGAACUGUGCAGGAGUAAAACAUUCCAGACUCAACUCUUGCGUUCCCCAAUGUGGAAAGUGAGUGAAUCAGCUCUCAGGGCCGUAGCGUCGGAGCGGGUGUGUCGUCUUGCCCAGCCCCGGGGCCCCCCGCCUUCUUGGCAGCCGGCCUUACCACUGCCUACCCCUCUGAGGAAGGCAACUCAGACGGCAGUCGCCACUCCUCGGAUUUGCCAGCUCGCCCGACCUAAGACGAGGCCCCUUGUUGCGGGUCACGGAUGCCAACUCGGUACCCCCAAGAUACCCCGGAAAGCUACAGCGCGCACAGAGCUUCUUGCCACCCCCAAGCAAGAACACCCUAAACACGAAGGUGGGCGUCCAGUGUGCUGGCCCGUGUCCCGAGCGGCCAGAACCUAUGUACCCAGUCAAAGACUUGUGGCGCUGUCCAGUCCCAAGCAAAGAAAGUCUCUCUUUGAGGGCUACAAGCAGUAUGGGGUUAGCUCUGCAGACCCCUCACCUCUGAGACAGCACCUCUGACAAUAAGUAUGUGUUCUUGUUGUGGUAACCUAUUUAUUAUUGUCCUAUCCAAAUCGAGGUGCAGGUGUAUCCCUGAAAGUCAUUUUUAUUAACAUAAAACUGUAUUGUUAAGAGUGCACAACACAUUUAAAAUGAUUAAUAUUCCAAAAACACAGAAGGAAUGUUACAUAUUUAUCAAAUAAACAAC